Messenger RNA from Oryza sativa Japonica Group (Japanese rice), 5431 nucleotides. RefSeq names its product disease resistance protein PIK6-NP-like. NCBI's taxonomy places the organism in Eukaryota, Viridiplantae, Streptophyta, Magnoliopsida, Poales, Poaceae. The record is from RefSeq and is a predicted model, not a curated record. Gene Ontology annotation, biological process: defense response to other organism.
UAUCAGCUCGCGAACUUCUCGUCUCUCUCGACCUGCUCGCCAACUGGUACCGCCGACACGCAAUGCGGCCGCGCCGCUCCUCGGCGGCGCGGCGGCUCGGCCGUUCCGCCAUCCCGACGACUUCCGGCGACGCCGCUAGCCUUCAGCCCCUAGCGUUGCAUUCCAUCCAUGCAUCCAGGCGUGCAGGCCUUCGCCGGUCGCCGCCGCCGCCCUCGCCGUCGCUCGCUCUGCUGUCCUUCUCCACGCCUCCACACCUCCGGUGGGCCUCCGCCGGGCGCCGGCCCAGCGACGAGGGGUGACCGGCCCUCCCAUCUCCCGUCAUCGGCCUUCCUACUGUCCCAUGGCCAUGGCGCGGACCGAGGGGGCAUGGAGAUGGAGGAUCUAAGAGGAAGUUCUUAGGUCCUUCAACGGAUGAGAAAUCCUCACGGCGUGGUACCAAAUUGUCAAAUGUGCAAGCUAUGAAAAUUGGAGGAGCCAACUCACCUUGGUGUUAUUAACAUGAGUACUAAGCUGUUCGGUAAUCAGCACGUAAGAGGCAGCGGUUGGGAUGUCAGUCAGCGACUCAGCGUGGAAUGCUCCUUUUAUUGAGAUGCUUGUUCUUUACCUAGAUGCAAGGCUUGGAAUCACAAGGAGGCGCAAAUAGGGAAAUGCAUCUCCUCCUUGUGUGGACAUUUCAGUGGCGACCUCGUGGAGAAGAUCAAAAUAGAGAAGAGCGAAGAUGCCCUCUUCCCUCACGGAAGGUACAGCUAAAAGAGUAAAAGAGUGCUAGCAUGAGAAUUAGUAUGAGCCUUUCCCUGAUUUUGACACCCAAUCUCACUUUGCAAAACAUCUUUUCCUUGGAAAAUAAAUACGAGAGGAGCUUGAGACAUAGAAGGAGAGAGUGAGCUGUCAAUAGAUACAGAUGAAUUUUGAUUGAUGCUGGGAUACACUAAUACAAAUGAACUUGAUUAAGGCCUUGUUUAGUUCCCAAUUUUUUCUUCAAACUUACAACUUUUCCAUCACAUCAAAACUUUUCUACUCACACCAACUUCCAACUUUUUUCUUUAAACUUCCAAUUUCAGUCAAACUUCCAAUUUUAGUGCAGAACUAAACACAGCCUAAUGCUGGAAGAAAGAAUACACUGAUCCCAGCAUUAAUCAAAUUUCAAGAUUCUGCCUCUAAUUGAAGAUAUCCAAAUGGGCCGGACUAGCUAUCUGUUGGGUGUUCAGCUGUAAGCUGGUAUCUUUGGAAAGCAAGAAAUGCAGCUGCUUUUGCUUCAGGGGCAGGCGGCUGUUAGAUACCAUCCGAAUUGCUCUUUUGCAGAUCACAAGCAAAGCAUAAAAUGAUUGUAGAAGGGGCAGAGAAGAUGCAGGCAAUAGCACAAGGAGCUUACGACAAGAGAGAUGGCUGGACUCCAAAUGGCCCGUAGGCUGGAAUAAUGUUGGAACACGAAUUGUAUCCUGCUGACAAAGAAACAAAAGCAGUCCUGUUUUGUUCUGCCGUGAGACGAGAGGAGAGGGUUAUCAACCAUACGUGGGAAUUGCUUCCUGCUCCUACCUCCUAUUGCAUUGCAUGCCAUGGCCGGAUGGUAGCAGCUACCAGCUGCCACUGUUGAUCGAUCGGAAGAUAGGCGGAUCAUUGAUAAGCUAGCUAGAGCUAAGAAGAAGAGAUGGCCGACAUAGCAUUUGGCGCUGUCAACUUGGUGCUGGGCCUCAUCCAGGACGAGGCCCGGCUGCUUGGCAGGGUCCGUGAGGACCUGCAGUUCAUCAUGCAAGAGAUGGAGAGCAUGAACAACGUGCUCCGCCACAUCGUGGCCAACAAGGGGAGUACCACUGCCGGUGACUACCAGCUCCGCCCGUGGAUGAAGCAGGUCAUGGAGCUUGCAUUCGAUUCCAGAAAUUGCGUUGAGCUCUACACGCAGUCUGGUAGCGCGCGUUGCGGUUGGCUGCCCUGGGAAAUGGUAGCUCGCCACCGGGUCGUCACCCGGAUCCGCGAGCUCAAGAUCCAGGCACGCGAAAUUAGUGAGAGGCAGGCGAGGUACGGCAUUGCCGUUUCUCAUCACCAGCUUCCCGUCGAGGUGACCACCACAAUGGAGCCCAGGGAUGCUAGUGUGAGGCCGCGCAACCAGAGGCGCACCAAUGCUGGCAGCUGGAACAAUCCUUCCCGGCGUGCCAUACUCGAGGAUGGCUGGUAUGGCGACUACGGCAGCGUGGAUGAGGCUCUCUCGCGGCUCAAGCCGUUCACAGAAUAUCUUUACGUUGAGGUGAAGCCACCGGAGGAGUUGAACAGCGACGACAAGCAGCAGCCGCAGCCUCUGUUGGAUGGCGGCAACAAGCAUGAUGACAAGGAGCAGCCACCGCCGCCUGUGCAAUCGGGAGGCUGUGUCAAGCUGCAGCCACCACUCCAGUCUGACGGCAGCGACAAGCAGGAUGACAAGGUCCAGCCACUGCCACUGCAGUCAGAUGGCGGCAACAAGGAGCAGCCGCCGCCUCUGCAGUCGGAGGGUGGUGACAAGGAGCAGCCGCUGCCUCUGCAGUCGGAGGGUGGUGACAAGGAGCAGCCGCUGCCUCUGCAGUCGGAGGGUGGCGACAAGGAGCAGCCGCCACCUCUGCAGUCGGAGGGUGGUGACAAGGAGCAGCCGCCGCCUCUGCAGUCGGGAGGCGGCAUCAAGCAGCAGCAGCAACUGCCCCAGUCGGAUGGUGAUGACCAGCAGCCGCUGCUGCCCCAGUCGGACGGUGGCAACAAGCAGCAGCAUAUCAGGGUCGUCAUAAUCAGUGUGCAAGAUGGCAUGGAUGAAGCUGCUGUUGGAGAGACCAUGCUCAAGCGUUACAAGAGUCACUGGCGUAAUCCAUGGACUGAUGAGGAGCUCCACGUUGCUCUCCAACGACCUCCGAUUCUCUCGGAGAUUACAAAGGCCAUGGUUGACAAGCUGAGACACCCGAAAGAAAGGGAGACAGACAAUGAGGCAGAAGACAGGCAGAGGCUUGCCAAGAAAUUGAGCAAUGAAAAUGUGCUGCUUGUUCUUUCCGGUUUGAAUUACCCAGUGUUAUGGCAUCAGGUCCUGGAAUUGUUGAGCUCGACGGGUUGCUCUGACAGUGCAGUAAUACUCUGCACAAAUGAUAGUAAGAUGGCAAAAUAUUGCUGUGACUCUGCCAAAUGUGGGCCUCCGGUAAUCUACUCUCUCGUUGAUAUUUACCUCAACAGAGCGCUCGCCCUGCUUCCCCACAGAUACGAUGACAGACACUUGAAAGGAAUUUUGUGCAAUAUCCUCACCCAAUGCUGCCCUGAUGUCUUCUGCAUGAAGAUGUUCCUCCAUGCCCUCUACUACAAUCCUGAAACGACGGAACACCAGUUGCAGGUCCUGAAUACAAGCCUUGGUAAAGAAUAUACAGAUCAUGGGAGGCAGGACAGAAUAAUGGCCUUCUGCUACCAAGCACUGCCAAAUAAUUACAAGAACUGCUUAUGGUAUUCAACCGUUUUCACCCGUGGAAUCAGCAUGCCCGAUGGCGUCCGAAGAGCAAGUUUACUAAGACGAUGGGUUGCCCAAGGCUUGAUUACCCAAGUGGAUCAGUCGAGUGCAGAGAUUGAAGCUGGGCACUGUUUCGAAGCCAUGCUCAGACAGAAGCUUAUUGUUCCUUCUGGACUCAGCGGUGCACGUAAGGUAAAGAGCUGCACUGUGCAUCCUGUGGUUGCCGAUUUGAUAGACAGGGAGUCUUCGACAGUUGAGGACCUAUUGCUCAACAACCAGUUGCCACUUGACUUGGAUCUCCUCUACUCAAUCCGGAACGGCAUGCAACUCCAUCCGGCUAACUCUAAUAUCACAAGGUUCUUGAACUCACUUUCCAGCACUUCAAGGUUGCUGCUGACUGUACUCGAUUUGGAAGGUCGUAAGGGCCUCAAGGCAAACGACCUCCAUACCGUAUGCAAGAUUCACAAACUCAAGUAUCUAAGUCUCCGGAACACAGAUGUUGCCCAACUGCCCAAGCAAAUAGGUCAGCUGAGGCUCUUAGAGACACUUGACAUCCGAGGAACAAGGGUACAGGUGUUCCACACAGCGCUGCCAAUGCUAAAGCACCUGCUUGCUGGGUGCAUUAUUGUCUGCCCAGGCAAAGACAUUGUCAAGUCCAAGGAAUUCUUCUCCACUGUCUGCGUGCCUCGUGCUGUUGCAACUAUGGAAAAGAUGGAGAUAUUGUCCCAUGUCAAAGUUUCCAACAGUGCUACAGAACUGAACAACAUUGGUGACAAACUCGAGCACCUGAAGAAGCUGGGUGUGGUUCUAUCUGGCACGAAAGCUAGCUUGAUAGAUUUAUUCCUUCAGGUUGACAAACUCCAUAGAGGUCUUCUGUCCUUGUCAAUCCGAAUGGAUCCACCGGGUAACUGGGAUGCUAUUGAUGCUAUUUUACUGAGACCUCCAAAGCUUCUGGAGAGCCUACACAUCUGUAGCAUCAGAAGCAGGUUGCCUCCCAGGAUCAAGGAGCUCCAUCACCUUGCCAAGAUAACUCUACGUGACACCUUUUUGAAUCAGGGCGCCCUCGAUGUACUUAGCAGGCUCGAUGGCAUACGCUAUCUCAGGCUUUGCUACCAUUCAUUUGCAGAAGGCGCUCUCCGGUUCUGGAGUUUUGGGAAUCUCAUGGACCUUAUCAUUGAAGAUGAUAUUAUUAUCAGCGUCACCUUUGGUUACCGAAACCCUGAUAAGCUUGAAAAGAUAGUUUGGUCCUUCACUCACAUGGAGAAGCUUUCAGGGGUCCGUAAGCUGCAGAGUCUCACACACCUCGAACUCAAGGGGGGAACGUGCAACCCGCAGAAUCUGGAAAAACUGAAAAGAAAAGUCAGUGAACACAGCAAUGGUAUUACUUUCACGCUCAAACUACCUGAGAAUCAAAGUCAGUGAACACAACAAUGGUGGUAUUACUUUCACGCUCAAAUUACCUUCGAUCGUCAAGGAUAAGGAUUGUUGAUGCUGCUCCUCCUGCUUGGGAGGUAUUUCUAUUACAGUGCUUCUACUAUGAAUAAAGAUGAAAGGAACUUGGGAGGUAUUUCUAUUACAGUUGCUUCUACUAUGAAUAAAGAUGAAAAGAUGGUACAGUUGCUUCUACUAUGAAUAAAGAUGAAAAGAUGGUACAGUUGCUUCUACUAUGAAUAAAGAUGAAAAGAUGGUAUUUCUAUUACAGUUUCUUCUACUAUGAAUAAAGAUGAAAAGAUGAUGAAAUAAGGCCUUCAUGUUCUUCCUACUUUUAUGUAUUCAGUGUAUUCAGUGUUGAUGGCAACAUUGUAAUCUUGUGUGCAUUUUUGUUUUUAAGAUUGUUUUAGUUGCAUCCUGCAUUUCUGUUCCUGCGUGUGUUAAUUCGGCAUGCCGAGCUGAUCACUCCAAACGUGGUGGGAUGGCACGAGUUUGGUGAAUCUUGUGUUUAAUUCGGCAUGCUUUGUAUGUAAAAUCUCCAGCUUUGGAGAA